UUUUUUCCAAUGUUGGUUUGCUUUUCUUUGCUUUUUGGACUACUAAACUCGAUCAGCCCACCCUUCUCCCUAAUUCAUCAAUGAAUUCUCACUUUUUCUCUCUCCAUUUUCACACCAUUGGCUCCCCUUAAUCUCACAACAAAGUGGGGUCCUCUUCAAAAGUGAGCCCACACCAUUUCCACCCCCCCCUACAAAAGUUCUUGUAUGUCUUCUUUUUCCUUCUUUCCCAAGUUUUGCAAAAUUAUAGUGGUAUUUCUAGAAGAUGGCAGGCGGAGGAGGUGGUGGCGGCGGUGGUGGAGCAGGUCCACAGCCAAAGCAAGAUGAACUGCAGCCGCAUCCAGUGAAGGAUCAGCUUCCUGGGGUUUCUUACUGUAUUACCAGUCCACCACCUUGGCCCGAGGCAAUUUUACUUGGAUUUCAACAUUAUUUGGUGAUGUUAGGGACAACUGUGCUCAUUCCUACCUAUUUGGUUCCCCAGAUGGGAGGUGGAAAAGAGGAGAAAGCUAGGAUGAUCCAAACCUUGCUAUUUGUUGCUGGUAUAAACACAUUGUUACAGUCCUUGUUUGGUACUCGUUUGCCAGCUGUCAUUGGGGCUUCCUAUACCUAUGUUCCCACAACAAUCUCUAUUGUUUUGGCUGCCCGUUACAGUGGCAUUGCGGAUCCUCAAGAGAAAUUUCAUAGGAUAAUUCGGGGAAUUCAAGGAUCGCUUAUUGUUGCUUCAAUCCUUCAAAUUAUUCUCGGAUUUAGUGGUUUGUGGCGUAAUGUAGCAAGGUUCUUAAGUCCCUUGGCUGUUGUUCCUUUGGUAGCUCUUACUGGAUUUGGCUUGUAUGAAUUGGGUUUUCCUGGGGUUGCCAAAUGUGUUGAGAUAGGGCUUCCGCAUAUUGUCAUUCUGCUUAUCUUUUCACAGUACUUACCUCAUCUGAUGCGCGGUGAACGGCAUAUAUUUGAUCGCUUUGCUGUCCUGUUCUCCGUUGCCAUUGUGUGGCUUUAUGCUCACAUACUGACAGUUGGAGGUGCUUAUAAGAACAGGUCACCAACAACACAAUUGAGUUGCAGAACUGAUCGUGCUGGAAUUAUAAGCGGUGCUUCAUGGAUAAGUGUUCCAUAUCCAUUUCAAUGGGGAGCUCCAACUUUUGACGCUGGAGAAGCAUUUGCAAUGAUGAUGGCUUCCUUUGUUGGUCUUGUGGAGUCUACUGGUGCCUUCAUUGCGGUAUCAAGAUAUGCAAGUGCAACUCCUGUGCCACCAUCUAUUCUUAGCCGUGGAAUUGGUUGGCAGGGAGUAGGCAUUCUUUUGUGUGGACUAUUCGGAACUGGCAAUGCUGCAUCGGUAUCAGUGGAGAAUGCUGGUUUGCUGGCUCUAACACGUGUUGGCAGUCGAAGGGUGGUACAAAUAGCAGCAGGAUUCAUGAUCUUCUUUUCUGUACUUGGUAAAUUUGGAGCUGUAUUUGCCUCAAUUCCAGCACCUAUGGUGGCAGCUUUGUAUUGCCUGUUCUUUGCAUAUGUUGGUUCAGCAGGUCUCGGUUUCCUUCAAUUCUGCAACUUAAACAGCUUCCGAACAAAAUUCGUUCUCGGUUUCUCUAUUUUCAUGGGCUUAUCUAUACCACAAUAUUUCAAUGAAUACACAGUAGUGAAGGGAUAUGGUCCAGUCCACACAAAUGCCAGAUGGUUCAACGACAUGAUAAAUGUGCCUUUCUCCUCGGAACCAUUUGUAGCGGGAGUGUUGGCAUUUUUCUUGGACGUUACUCUGCGUAAGAAAGACAGUGCAACCAGAAAAGACAGAGGGGCGCAUUGGUGGGACAAGUUCAGAUCAUUCAAGGGUGACACAAGAAGUGAAGAAUUCUACUCCUUGCCCUUUAACCUUAACAAGUUCUUCCCAUCCGUUUGAAUUUCCAGGAGAGUAGAUCAGAUGUCGAAAGUGGUAAAUUGUGAAAAAUGACAUGCACUGCCCUAUUUUUUCCUCAUUGUUAUGUUCAUUGUUUAUACUAUCAAUGCUGCAGACUUCUAGGUUUUAGCUGUGUAGAUGAGAAAACGCGGAAGAAAGAAAGGGAAGAUUUUAUGUAUAGCUUUUUUGCCCAAAUAGUCAGUUUGUUCUCUGGUUCAGAUUGGUGUAAUGAAUUCCAACUGUGAAGUGACUUGGUUUCAUGCUGCUUAUAUGCUUCAUCACCUUCUAUUCAUGCUGCUUUCGCGGUAUAUAAAUGUGACAUUGUUCCCUUAAUGUACUACACAUUAUUAUGUUUUCAAA
Molecule: messenger RNA, 2242 nt
Organism: Spinacia oleracea (spinach)
Lineage: Eukaryota; Viridiplantae; Streptophyta; Magnoliopsida; Caryophyllales; Amaranthaceae
Product: nucleobase-ascorbate transporter 7
Exons: 15
Coding region: 263-1885 (540 amino acids)
Biological process (GO): transmembrane transport
Cellular component (GO): membrane
Molecular function (GO): transmembrane transporter activity
Source: RefSeq, a predicted model, not a curated record